AUGGCGGACAGAUACUCCUUCUCCCUCACCACCUUCUCACCCAGCGGAAAGCUGGUCCAGAUUGAAUAUGCUUUGAAUGCCGUCAAUCAGGGCGUUACCUCACUAGGAAUCAAGGCCACCAAUGGCAUCGUCCUCGCAACGGAAAAGAAAUCGUCAUCACCGCUCAUUGACUCGCAAUCCUCGUCCAAGAUCAGUCUCAUAACGCCUAAUCUCGGCAUGGUCUACUCAGGCAUGGGCCCCGAUUAUCGCGUCCUUGUCGACAAGGCACGCAAGGUCUCGCAUACUGGAUACAAACGUGUCUACAACGAAUACCCACCAACGAGGAUAUUAGUCCAAGACGUGGCGAGGGUCAUGCAGGAGGCUACGCAAUCAGGUGGUGUCCGGCCGUACGGCGUCAGUCUGCUUAUUGCGGGUUGGGAUGAUGGAAUUGAGCCCGAGGCCGAGGCCAAGAGCGACGAACAGACGAGUGAAGAGAAGAAGAAGGUCAGUGGCAAGACGGGCGGUAUUCUCAAGGGUGGGCCCAGUCUAUAUCAGGUCGAUCCUAGCGGCAGCUACUUCCCCUGGAAAGCAACGGCCAUAGGCAAGAGUGCAACGAGUGCAAAGACAUUCUUGGAAAAGCGAUACACGGACGGUCUGGAGCUUGAGGACGCGAUCCACAUUGCCCUCCUCACCCUCAAGGAGACGAUAGAAGGAGAGAUGAAUGGUGAGACCGUCGAAAUAGGCAUCGUUGGACCACCUGAGGAGAGAUUACUUGGCGUAGAGGGGGUAGAAGGUGCUGUCGGCCCACGCUUCAGGAAGCUGAGUCCCUCCGAGGUCGAGGACUACCUCACCAAUCUGUAG
Messenger RNA from Bipolaris maydis ATCC 48331, 840 nucleotides. Its product is annotated as nucleophile aminohydrolase. Gene Ontology annotation, biological process: proteasomal protein catabolic process; ubiquitin-dependent protein catabolic process. NCBI's taxonomy places the organism in Eukaryota, Fungi, Ascomycota, Dothideomycetes, Pleosporales, Pleosporaceae. The record is from RefSeq and is a predicted model, not a curated record. Gene Ontology annotation, cellular component: proteasome core complex, alpha-subunit complex; proteasome core complex.